GGCCAUCUUGGCGGCGGCCAUGAGCGGCUCCAGGGCGCGGGCGGCGGCGGCGGCGGCGGCGGGGCCGGACAAGAAGCCGCCGCCGGGAUCCGCGGGGCCGCUGAGCCGCCUGCGAGGCCGCCGCGGAUCGGCCGACGCGGCGCCGCGGCCGCCCUGGACCGAGUCCGAGUUGCUGGCGCUGGAGACCGUCCGGCCCGAGCACGUCCUGGGGCUGUGCCGGGUGACGGAGAAUUAUUUAUGCAAACCUGAGGACAACAUUUACAACAUUGACUUCACCAGGUUUAAGAUCCGGGACCUUGAAACUGGAACAGUGCUGUUUGAAAUUGCAAAGCCGUCUGCCUCAGAGCACGAUGAGGAGGAUGAGGAGGACAGCAGUGAACUGGACGCGAGUGCAGGUCGCUUUGUUCGGUACCAGUUCACCCCAGCGUUCCUCCGGCUUCGGACCGUUGGUGCAACAGUGGAAUUCACAGUGGGAGAAAAGCCAGUGUCAAACUUCCGAAUGAUUGAGAGGCAUUACUUCCGAGAUCGUCUGCUGAAGAACUUUGACUUUGAUUUUGGCUUCUGCAUCCCCAGUAGCAGGAACACAUGUGAACACAUCUAUGAAUUCCCUCAGCUCUCAGAAGACCUUACGCUGUCCCUGCGGUGCCGCCGCCUGCACACCGUGUACCAGAGCGCGGAGCUGCCCGAGACGCACCAGAUGCUGCGGGAGACCGUGCGGGACUUCGCUGAAAAGGAGCUGAUGCCACUGGCAGCGCAGCUGGACAAGGAGCACCGCUUCCCGGCUGAGCAGGUGAAGAAGAUGGGUAGCCUAGGGCUGCUGGCUAUGGAUGUGCCAGAGAAGUACAAAGGAGCAGGCCUGGACUACCUGGCCUAUUCCAUUGCCGUGGAGGAGAUCAGCAGGGGCUGUGCCUCCACGGGCGUCAUCGUCAGCGUCAACAACUCCCUGUAUUUAGGGCCAAUACUCAAGUUUGGCUCCGAAGAGCAGAAGCACAAGUGGAUUGCUCCCUUCACCAGUGGAGAGAAAAUUGGAUGUUUUGCCCUCAGUGAACCAGGGAACGGCAGCGACGCGGGCGCGGCCUCCACGGUGGCGCGGCUGGACGGGGACGAGUGGGUUCUGAACGGCACCAAGGCCUGGAUCACCAACGCCUGGGACGCCUCGGCCACUGUGGUGUUUGCCACGACAGACAAAUCCCUGAAGCACAAGGGCAUUAGUGCGUUCUUGGUUCCCAUGCCAACACCUGGGCUGUCACUGGGGAAGAAAGAAGACAAGCUGGGAAUCCGAGCCUCUUCCACUGCCAACCUGAUAUUUGAGGACUGCAGGAUACCCAAGGCCAACCUCCUGGGGCAGCCGGGAAUGGGCUUCAAAAUCGCCAUGCAAACUCUGGAUGGAGGAAGGAUUGGAAUUGCCUCACAGGCUCUUGGAAUAGCACAGGCAGCUCUGGACUGUGCUGUGGAUUAUGCUGAGAAGAGAAUGGCCUUUGGGUCGCCCAUCACAAAGCUCCAGGCAGUGCAGUUCAAGCUGGCAGACAUGGCUGUGGCCUUGGAGGGCGCCCGCCUGCUGACCUGGAGAGCUGCUAUGCUGAAGGACAACGGGAAGCCCUUCACUAAGGAAGCGGCGAUGGCCAAACUGGCUGCAUCAGAAGCUGCAACGGCCAUCGCUCAUCAGGCCAUCCAGAUCCUGGGUGGGAUGGGCUACGUGACGGAGAUGCCGGCGGAGCGGCACUACCGGGACGCCCGGAUCACCGAGAUCUACGAGGGGACCAGUGAGAUCCAGAGACUGGUGAUCGCAGGCCAACUGCUCAAGGCCUACCGAGGCUGAGGCGGCCAGGAGAGCCACACACUGCCCAAGUGCCCCGUAAUGGUGCUCAACAGUGAUCAAGUCUGACCCUCUUGGAUGAGGCCAAUGAUGGAGGUUUUCCUCACCAAUGAGUAACUGACCCUCAGUGUACAAUGUACUGACUCUUCCUUGGACAGUGGCUGGACUGAGGUUUGUAAGCUGUGAGUGCAGGAGGGAGGAGACAACCUGUGCUUGUAGGGCAGUGUGGGGCUUCUCCUGGAGCAUUGGAUGGGUUUGGUAGUGCCAAAAUGGCUUUGGCUGUUCAGUGAAGUCAGCAGCUCUCCUUGUGCCCUUCCCAGCCAGUGCCUGUUUUGGAAAAUUUGUCGCUACCAGGCACUGGAUAAACAGUGCCAGAGUUAGAGGUGCUGAGAGCUGUGACCCCUUCACCCCAACCCAGGCUGCAGGUCACAGUGCCUUGAAUUUCAGGUGUGUUUGGGAGCUCCUAAUUGGACACAGGCUGUGUGGAGGUAAUCCUGCAGCAGGGCACUUCUUCCCUCUACCAGCAGGAGAGGAGCCAGACAGGACAUGCAGGAAUUAUGUAUGCACAGAGGGGCUGAGCACAGGCUGUGGUUACCCUCUGUGGACAUGUGAAAACAUAGAUCAGAAAGAAUCCCUUGAACUGGCCAGCAAAGCCCAGCACCUCCUCACUCUGCUGCUCUGGGAUGCAGGGAUAGAAGCAAAGGGCAAAAAAGCUGCAGUGCCUGAGACUUUUUUUGUAAAAAAAAGGCCAAAGAAACCUCUGCUCCCAAAUCUGCUUCUACAAUAUGAAUAAGAAAGGAAGUGCCUGAAGGGGCAGUAACAGCCUUUAAAUUCCUUUUGGGCAACAAGGAGGAAAACAUGACACACAAACCUUACCAGGAAGCUUUAGCAGUAGCACGUGUCCUCGGUCAAUGAUCUUUGUCAAGACAUUGCCUUUUAGAAGAUUCAACAGCCAUAGGAAAAACUCUAAACUCAGGAAAAGAUGGAGAGGAUUAAGACCUGGACUGUCUGGUCCAGCCCCUUGUCCAGAGGAGUACACUAGAGGUAAAUGGUUAUUUUCCUGUGGUGCCAUUUAUUUAGACUUGUGUGGAGAGAAGAAGAGCAGGAUUCUGCCAUAUGUGAGAGAGCAGAGAAGACAAAUAAAACCAGACUUUGAAGGAC
This is a messenger RNA of Lepidothrix coronata (blue-crowned manakin), 2977 nucleotides long. RefSeq names its product acyl-CoA dehydrogenase, C-2 to C-3 short chain (gene ACADS). NCBI's taxonomy places the organism in Eukaryota, Metazoa, Chordata, Aves, Passeriformes, Pipridae. Gene Ontology annotation, cellular component: mitochondrion. Bases 20 to 1819 code for a protein of 599 amino acids. The record is from RefSeq and is a predicted model, not a curated record. The transcript has 13 exons. Gene Ontology annotation, biological process: butyrate catabolic process; fatty acid beta-oxidation using acyl-CoA dehydrogenase. Gene Ontology annotation, molecular function: flavin adenine dinucleotide binding.